AUGGCCCAGGGCUCACAGACCACAGCUGAUCUCGGCCCGGCCCUCGUAAGGGGCAUCUGGGCCGCAGUGAUCAUCGCUGUGAUUAUCGUUUUCCUGCGAGUCUUUGCAAAGAUCAAAAUUCGCCAGUUUCGCGUCGACGAUGUGUUGAUGAUCGUGUCCCUGAUCCUGGUCGUCAUUUCCACUGUUUUCCUGACGCAGUGUGUGCAACAUGGCUUUGGCAAAAAUCUCCUCCUCCUCGAAGCGGAACAACCGCACGAAGUCGAACUCGUCCUGAAGUACAUCGCCAUCCAAGUACCAAUUGUGACCAUCAGCACCACCAUCGCCCGCUGCUCCUUCAUCCUCUACCUCCUGGCCAUUCUCGGAAACAACAAAAAGUAUCAGAUCGCGUUAUGGACGGUGAUGCUGCUCCAGUUCGCCGGCAAUGUUGUCUCGGCCGUGCUGCCGCUGAGCAUCUGUCGCAAUAUGCGCAUUCUGUGGGACCCUACGACCAAGACGACCUGUGGUGAUGUCCACGCCGUCAUCCAGUUUGCCUACUACUCUAACACCGCAAACUCCGCCUGUGACCUGUUUCUGGCCGUGUUUCCCACACUCAUCUUCUGGAAUCUCAACUUGAAGAUGCGCAUCAAGAUCAGUUUGAUCAUUCUCCUCAGUCUGGGCCUUGUUGCCAUGGUCGCCUCCAUCAUCAAAACCACCAAACUAGACGAGGUCCCCAGUGUCACCAAUCUCGGCGCCAGCGGAGGCGUCGAGCUCAUCCGCUGGGGCUACGUCGAGAACUCAAUCAUCAUCAUCACCUCUUCUGUUCCUUGUAUCCGGCCCUUGAUCAUCUCCUCCGUCCGCAAGUUCUCCAGCCGCGGCUACUCGCGAUCCUACGAGCUCACCGGGCCCGCGACCGGCCAGCGGCGCACGGGUCAUGACGAGACGGCGCAGUCCCGGCGCACGCGUCGCUUCACCAAGAAUGGUCCCCUGGAUACCGGCAGCAUUGAGCGGAUCCUGGAUCCCGUCAGCAAUACAAAUACGACCGUCAGUGGUCGGCGGGAUUCGCCGCCGCAUCUCGACCAGGGCAUUACGAAACAGGUGGAAAUUUCGGUGAUUUCGAAUGAUCAGUUAAAUCGGGAUCAUCCUUGA
Messenger RNA from Aspergillus lentulus, 1125 nucleotides. RefSeq lists its product as uncharacterized. Lineage: Eukaryota; Fungi; Ascomycota; Eurotiomycetes; Eurotiales; Aspergillaceae. The record is from RefSeq and is a predicted model, not a curated record.